AUGAAGGUCCUUCAGCUCGGCGGCAAUGGAAACCUUGGCUCGAGGGUCAUACCGGCUCUGCUUGCCCACGGCCACAGAGUAAUCGCCUACGUUCGAUCACCAUCAAAACUCCGCAACAUUCUUCCAGCAGCAGUCAUCGAACGCAUCACCAUCAUGCAAGGAGAUUCUCUCGACACGGACGCAGUUGCUGACGCCUUACGCCAGAACGACUGCGACGCUCUUGUCAACACCUCAGGGACUAGACAACCGCGCGGACAAGAACAAAACCUUGGCAAAAUAGUUGCCUCAGUCACAGGCGCCGCAAUCCAAGUUGGAAAGGAGAGAGGUCGACCGAUCCGCGCGUGGAUCAUCGGAGGCAUGAGCUCGCUCAACUAUCCUGGCACGUCAUAUCAGAUCCAGGACUAUAUGCCAGCAUGGCUGAUCGACCAUCAACGAGGUGUCGAAGCAGCGGUGAAGGACUUGUCGACAGCGGAUGUCCAGUGGUCCUUGUUGUGCGUGGCAAUGAUGUCUCCAGCACAUAGCGAAGUCGAAGCCCUGGUCGAACCAAGAAAGCACAAUUUACUUGUUCAAUCGUGGAACCCCCCCGCCUGGCAAGAUCACUGGAUCCGAUAUAUGCCCUUUCUUGGUGUCUACCUCAACCUCGUGCCUGCCAUUUCCAGCUAUACCACGAGGCUCGAAGAUGUUGCGGAUCUAAUCGCCGAAGACCUGGACAAGCAGAAGUCGGAAUGGGUCGGAGAAUUCGUUGGCUUCAAGGCACCGAAAGUCGAGAAAUCAUCGUAG
Molecule: messenger RNA, 780 nt
Organism: Zasmidium cellare ATCC 36951
Lineage: Eukaryota; Fungi; Ascomycota; Dothideomycetes; Mycosphaerellales; Mycosphaerellaceae
Exons: 1
Coding region: 1-780 (259 amino acids)
Source: RefSeq, a predicted model, not a curated record